CAGCCGGCUGAGGGGAGACCGGUGUCCUGCGGCGGCCUCCGCCGAGCUGCCCCCCGAUGGCCGCCGUGUUCCUGGUGACGCUCUACGAGUACUCGCCGCUGUUCUACAUCGCCGUGGUCUUCGUCUGCUUCUUGGUCACCAGCGGCCUGGUCUUGGGAUGGUUUGGGUGGGAUGUUCCUGUGAUACUGAGAAACUCCGAAGAAACGGAAUCGAGUGCGACAGUUUGUCAGAAGCAGAUGCGGCAAGUGAAGAACCCGUUCAGUUUGGAAGUCACCAGCCCCGAAGUGGCCUCACUUGCAAGCGGCGUAGCUCUGGUGCUGGACUGCCUGGAAGACUGUCUCCUUACGUGCUACUGGGGCUGCAGCGUGCAAAAACUGCACGCAGCUCUACAGAAACAUGCCUAUUGCCUUCGAAUCAAAACUCCGCGGGCGUUUGAGGAUGCAGUGCAGGAUGAAUAUCUCUACCGCCAGCAGUACCGCAUAAAGAAAACCGACAAACUGGGGAAGUCUUGCGUUUUACCAGCAGAGGCACAAAUAACUGAGCUUGGCCCGGUGCCCAGAUCUCGGUAUCCACUUGUCGCGCUGCUGACCUUAGCGGAUGAAGAAGACCGAGAAAUAUAUGACAUUAUUUCUAUGGUAUCCAUAAUUCAUGUUCCGGAUGACAGUUACCGACUUUCCUGCAGAAUACUGUAUCAAUACCUCCUCUUGGACCAAGGUCAAUUUCAUGAUUUAAAGCAACUCUUCAUGUCUGCCAACAGCAUCAGCCCUCCUUCUAGCCACCCUCCCUCCGGAGAGAGAACCGAGGAUCGCGUCCUGCUCGAGAAGGCCGGGCUGGCCGAGGAUGACCCGGAGCCAGUGGACGAGAACAGCAAAGACUGCAUUGUCUGCCAGAACAGGGCCGUCAACUGGGUGCUCCUCCCCUGCAGGCACACCUGCUUGUGCGACGAAUGUGUGAAGUAUUUCCAGCAGUGCCCGAUGUGCCGGCAGUUUGUCAGAGAGUCCUUUCCGCUGCACAGCCAAAAGGAGUGAGGGCGAGAAAAGGGGGACCCUGCGGUGUAGAACUGGAGAGUGAGCUUCCCGGUGGAGUGGCUGGGAUAUUAUCUAAGGCAUUCCUCCUUGCUUCUCCCCUUCCACUUGAGGUCGAGUUUUGGCAGUUCUUCACUAGGCCUUGAAGCAGCCUUCGGCGAAUGAUGAAUUUGGAAAGAAAACCGCACUCCUGCGGCCUGCUGGAGCGAUGCAAAAGGGUGGCUGUUGCAUAUGCAUUGUGUUCAACCCUGAUCGAAGGGGACAUGUACGCACACUGGGAUGCAUGCACACACACACACAAGCAGCCUUCUUGGAUAGUUGUAUGAAGGCAUCGAAUUCAACAAACCGGUGCAGGUAGAAUCUACCAGUACAAAUGAGAAGUAACGUGGUGUUCUUAUUUAUUUUUUAAAAAUUUAACGCGUAACGUGAGCGUAGCCUGAAUUCCAGCCCAAACUCCUGCUCUUUGCGAACUCUAGUAAAAGGAAAAAUGAAAGGUGGGGAAAAAUAAUAUAUGAAAGUUUUAUUUGUAGUUCUUCAGUG
This is a messenger RNA of Eublepharis macularius, 1565 nucleotides long. RefSeq names its product cell growth regulator with ring finger domain 1 (gene CGRRF1). Gene Ontology annotation, biological process: negative regulation of cell growth. The record is from RefSeq and is a predicted model, not a curated record. The transcript has 6 exons. Bases 57 to 1028 code for a protein of 323 amino acids. NCBI's taxonomy places the organism in Eukaryota, Metazoa, Chordata, Lepidosauria, Squamata, Eublepharidae.